AUGAUUACGGUGUCCCUUAUAUCCAGCCCAAUUAUUCAGCAGAAUAAUAACAGCAACAUUACUGAUGCGGGUCAGCACAUACUUACCAGAAUUAACCAAGCGCGAAAUUCGAAAGUAGAACUAGUAAUGACGACGAACCUCAACGAAACUGAAACCAACGAGAUAAGCAAGAAAAUUUUCGACAAUUUUUUAACGGCCACGGUCAAUUUUAAAAAUCAAACAUGCUUGACCCUCGCCGAACUAAGCAUGCGCGAUUGGAAUGAAAAGAAUUGUUACCAGGAUGACCUGCACGCUGAAGUGUUGAUCGGCGAGUUUGCGUUUUCCGAUAUAGGCUUUCACGCGUUAGACAUAACU
Molecule: messenger RNA, 354 nt
Organism: Medioppia subpectinata
Lineage: Eukaryota; Metazoa; Arthropoda; Arachnida; Sarcoptiformes; Oppiidae
Source: the annotation of a GenBank genome assembly